GGCGGGAAAUUUAGGACAGGUCAAGCCAUUGAUAACGCUGGAUUUCUUUGGAGGACAUGGCUUUUUCGGACAGCAGUCUUAACAUCACUCAAAUGUUGAAGAAAUUCGGAUUACUAUUCUUUCAUUUUCUGUUGGUUGCAGCUAAUGGAAGACUCUUUACUUUGGAAUCCUUGAAUGGCACCCAGUCCUUUGAUUUAGAAGCAGCUCGGAGAUCAUGUGAUUUGGAGAGAUCAAGGUUGGCCACUGCGGAAGAACUGAGACUAGCUGUUUUGGAAUGUUCCUUCAAUGACUGUACCAAAGGUUGGCUGGCCAAUGGUGUUGUAGGGACAAUAGUUUGCAAUCAAAUGGACAAUGAACCUCAAAGUGGAAUGAAAGCCAUUAGUGUCAAAAUUGACAAUGUUAUGACCAUGACUGAGGAAUAUGAUGCUUUCUGUGUUAAGGAUGAAGACAAACCUUGCGGCGAUCCUCCUUCAUUUCCUAAUACUAUCCUACAUGGUCACACUGGAUUUGAAAUGGGGGAUGAACUGCUUUAUAUCUGUUCUCAUGGAUAUGUUAUGGGCAGAGGAGAAUCAGCUUUUACUUUGCUUUGUGACAGCUGCGGCAAAUGGUAUGGACAAGUCCACGCAUGUGUUAAAGAUGAGACAGAAGCUUUUAUAGACUAUGAAGACAACUUUCAUGAUGACAAAGAUAUACCAGAUAUGGACUCUCAUAAUGAAGAAGAUGAUUAUGGUGAAGAUCACAUGGAGCAUCAUGAGUUUUCUCUUAACGUUCACAGUGAACAAAGGUCUCAGUUAGAAGAUCUGCCUUCUAUUGCAAAAGCAAAUAAAGUACCAACUAAAUCUCCAUUUUCAAUACUAAGUGAAAAACACCUAUUCUGGCUUCCUCCUGAAGUUAUAAGUCACCCUCAGUCUCAAAUGGAACCAUAUGAGGUCACUAAAGUGCAACAUUUAAAUAAUAUUAAUCACAAUGGAAUGUUUCCUGAUUAUAUCAAACCUUUAGAAAAGCAAAACAUAGGUAGUAAAGAUUUCCUAAUUCACCAUCCGAGACUAAAUAACAAUACAAGGACUAACAAAAAUUCAACUGACACCAAAGAUGGCUCUGCUUGGAGUGGUAAAAUGGAAAAUAGGGCUGUGGAGGAUGGUCAAAGUUCUGAUGGUUCUUUGGAAAUGGAAGAUGCUUCUCUAAACAUUCUUCAGACACAUAAUCUUGAAUAUAACGUUCAUGUUAGCACAUUUCCACCUAGCACUGUAAUGAGCAGGAUUGUUUCAUCAUUAACAUCAGUGACAAAGUUUGGCGUUGGCAAAGGAGAAGUACAACUUAAGCCAACCGUUGUACCUGAAUAUAUAAAUAGUGAUGAAAGAAAUCAUUAUGUUAUUGGCUAUGAAACAGGGGAUGUUUCUACGAUUUCUAAGACCCCUACCGAUGAGGUCACUGAUUCAACUCCUCUGGCUUUCCAUACAGUCAACCCUCACUCUAUGCAUUUGUCAACAAUUUAUGAUGCAUCUGUGCAUACAACUUCAGCUGAGGUAGUUACCAUGUGGCAUGAUCCUAAGAGAAUUGUCGAAGAACUUUUAGAAGGAACAAACAUUUUUGCUACAGUUGACCCAUGCUUAGACGAUAACUGCCCACUAAUCACUAAGAGCCAAUUAAUCAUCAUUAUGGUCAUUGUAUGUCUACUUUUGUUAGCAACAGUCGCAGCAGUGUGGUGUUACAAGAAACAGCAGGAUAGCGCAAUGUACAAUUUCAAAGGAAAAAAACAGACAAACCACACUCAACAGAUUGAAAUGCAGAAAAUAUGAAAAUUAUUUUUAAAUAAUACAACACUUUUCCUAACAAAGUGAGUUUGUAUUUAAAGAUUGAUUUGGUAGACCAGUGUAGCAGGAUAUUCUGUGUAGUUUGUAGUCAUUCAGAAUUUAUUUUGAUUCAUAUGAAUUCUUUACAAAUCUAGGGAUCCUGCUACAUAAUUAGCAUAACCAAAAACAAAAGAUGUGUGUACUUCUAGUUUGGGGCCUGGAUUUGUACACAAACAGUAAUUUAAAGUACUGUUAUAAUGCGACAAUUCCAUUGUCAUGAAUGAAAAAGAGGGGACAGGAAGAUUAAGGAAAUACAUCUAACAUUUUUUUGCAAUCCAGAAACAGAGCUUGUUUUGUUUAAAUAUAGGGCUGCCUGACAAAAUGUUCUUAUAUGAUUGCAGUUUCCCAUAACGCUGCAGAUUUUAAGAAAAGAGAUAAAAAUUUGUGGGAAGAGAACACGCUGGCAUAUAUAUAGGGGACAAGUGUUGUCUGUCUGUUCCCAGAAUCAAUGAAGCUAGCAUAAUCUGGUAUAUACAACACAGUUCACAUUUAAUGCAAUCACACAUACCAGUUUAUGUUUUCUAGAGCUACAUAUACUUUGCAAAAGCUUUAAAAUUUGUGCACUGCUAGAAAUUCUACACUGGAAAAUAAGGAAGCGUGACUUAGCAUGCCUCCUUCUUAAUAGAAAUAGAUGUUUUUAAAUGUGCACUUAAAUCUACAAGCAGAUGUUGCUGCUACGGCUUAGCAGAUAGAAACUUUGUGUUGUUUCGAAGUGGUUGCAUACCCGCGUUUCAGUUCUGGAGUUCAGAGGCACAUUCUUGAAUGUAAAACUAUAAUAUGUGGCCUCAUAGUGCGUAAUUACAUUGAUCACAUCAGCAACCGUUUGCUUCUAGAAGCAUACUAAAUGAUGCAUGCUGACAUAACCCACACUCUUAUUAAUGCAACCUACUUCCUAAACCGUAUCCAGUCUCAAAGUAGGAUACUCUAGAAUCUAUAAAUCUGGGACAUACUUUCAUAAAUAUGUAUGUGCAUACACACUACACACUAUAAGAAAAAGAUCAUAGAGUUACAGUGGCUAAUGUUGCAGCAAGGUUCUUUCUCUAUGAUGCUUACUGUUAAGAAAAGCUGUCCAGAGUUCACCAAUCUUUAUCUGCUAAACCACGGUUAAGUGCACAGUACAAUCAAUUCUAGCUAUAUAUGAAACAAAACCAAAUGACAUUACAGCCUCUAUAUGACGUAACAGCAUAAUUGUUAAAGAAUGAUUCAUGUGUACAGCCUUAUCAACAUAGGUGCUUGAGAGUAGUUGAUUUAAAAAAAAUAUUGAAAAUGUAUAUGGUUAUCAUGCAUAUUUAAUAUUAUCAUUUGUUGUUUAGAUGUUGAAGGAGUAGAACUGUUGGUAAAAUGUAUAUCUGUUGUCAAAAUACAUAUAAUCUAUAAAAAGAUUGAAAUAGAAGAAAUAACCACUAAAUGUAACUGCUUUAUAUUUUCCAUUCAGUAUAGACUAUAAAUAAGCUAAAUGAAUAAUUAACAUCCUAUUUAGCUUAAAAUUGAAAUGCCACCAUCACAGCUUUUAGCAUAACUAAAAGUAAUUUAUUUAGCAAUAUAUUGCCUUUUAAUAUAAAACAUAGGUUUGAUUUAGUGAAUAGAAAUGCAAAAUUUAGGAUUUGUUUGACAGAUCUGCUAUAUGUAAUGGCUACUCCCGUUGCAAAGCUAGUCAAAUAUGAAUUGUUAUAUGGCUCUAUCUUCCAUAACCUUCUGUCACCCACAUGUUUUGCAUCUCAUCUAUUUCAAUAAAAGUUGGUGACACAAAUGCACCAGAAACAGUAAA
Messenger RNA from Spea bombifrons (plains spadefoot toad), 3621 nucleotides. It is a transcript of the gene SUSD5, whose product is annotated as sushi domain containing 5. The transcript has 5 exons. Gene Ontology annotation, molecular function: hyaluronic acid binding. Gene Ontology annotation, biological process: Notch signaling pathway; cell adhesion. The coding region runs from base 57 to 1799 and encodes 580 amino acids. The record is from RefSeq and is a predicted model, not a curated record. NCBI's taxonomy places the organism in Eukaryota, Metazoa, Chordata, Amphibia, Anura, Pelobatidae.